AGGACAAGAAGCUCACAUGAGCAGAACCAUAUAGUUGAUGGGUCUCCCCCUCUUUCUCUCUCCUCUUAGCCCAUCUCUCUAUCAAUCUUAUAUUUCCUGAGCUCUUUCUUUCUCUAUCUCUCCUCAUUAACUAGUUCUUGAGAGAUGGUAUGGUUCCUAAUUAUAGUUUAUCUUUCUUAGAUUUGAAGCGCUUCUUGCUCCAUAAACAGUAGAGAGAGAAAACUUUAAUGGAGAGAAUCAGACAGAAGAAUCGUGCUAAUCAGUGAAGUUAGGCGCAAACACCCCCACUUUCUACUUUUGCAUAAUUAGGUCAAUCUCAUCCACCACCAUACUCUCUCCUCCCAUUCUCCCUUCUUUUCUCAAUUUCAAAACUAGGGUUUCAUUUCUUGAAUCUUUAUCUUCUCUCUCAAACAAGAAGAUGAAUCAAGAAGAAGAGAAUCCUGUGGAAAAAGCCUCUUCAAUGGAGAGAGAGCACAUGUUUGAAAAAGUAGUAACACCAAGCGACGUAGGCAAACUAAACCGACUCGUGAUCCCAAAGCAACACGCGGAGAGAUACUUCCCUUUAGACAACAAUUCUGACAGCAGCAAAGGUUUGCUUCUAAACUUCGAAGACCGAACAGGAAACUCAUGGAGAUUCCGUUACUCUUACUGGAACAGUAGCCAGAGUUAUGUCAUGACAAAAGGUUGGAGCCGCUUCGUCAAAGACAAGAAGCUUGAUGCUGGCGACAUCGUUUCUUUUCAGAGAGAUCCUGGUAAUAAAGACAAGCUUUUCAUUGAUUGGAGGAGACGACCAAAGAUUCCAGAUCAUCAUCAUCAAUUCGCUGGAGCUAUGUUCCCUAGGUUUUACUCUUUCUCUCAUCCUCAGAACCUUUAUCAUCGAUAUCAACAAGAUCUUGGAAUUGGGUAUUAUGUGAGUUCAAUGGAGAGAAAUGAUCCACCGGCUGUAAUUGAAUCUGUGCCGUUGAUAAUGCAAAGGAGAGCAGCACACGUGGCUGCUAUACCUUCAUCAAGAGGAGAGAAGAGGUUAAGGCUGUUUGGAGUGGACAUGGAGUGCGGCGGCGGCGGAGGAAGUGUGAAUAGCACGGAGGAAGAGUCGUCGUCUUCCGGUGGUGGCGGCGUUUCUAUGGCUAGUGUUGGUUCUCUUCUCCAGUUGAGGCUAGUGAGCAGUGAUGAUGAGUCUUUGGUAGCAAUGGAAGCUGCAAGUGUCGAUGAGGAUCAUCACUUGUUAACAAAGAAAGGAAAGUCUUCUUUGUCUUUCGAUUUGGAUAGAAGAUGAUGAUUGGUUAUAAGAUUAAUCACUACUUUAAUACACAUUAUAUAUGGAAUUAUACAUAUUACAUAUAUGUAACUCAAGGUUGUUGUUCAAGAUUUAAUGAUAAUAUCAAGAAAUAACAUGUUCUUUAAAGA
Molecule: messenger RNA, 1407 nt
Organism: Brassica napus (rape)
Lineage: Eukaryota; Viridiplantae; Streptophyta; Magnoliopsida; Brassicales; Brassicaceae
Product: B3 domain-containing transcription factor NGA2
Exons: 1
Coding region: 419-1276 (285 amino acids)
Molecular function (GO): DNA-binding transcription factor activity; DNA binding
Source: RefSeq, a predicted model, not a curated record